Molecule: messenger RNA, 2082 nt
Organism: Trichophyton rubrum CBS 118892
Lineage: Eukaryota; Fungi; Ascomycota; Eurotiomycetes; Onygenales; Arthrodermataceae
Exons: 5
Coding region: 1-2082 (693 amino acids)
Molecular function (GO): NADH dehydrogenase activity; calcium ion binding
Source: RefSeq, a predicted model, not a curated record
AUGCUCUCCCAUUCUAUACGCUCCCGACUCCCGGGAUGCGCUGCCUGCAGGAUCAUACAACGCUCCGGAUAUACCACAGCGCGGUUUCUACAAUCCCCACCUAAAAAUAUACCCGAUUGCCAGCUUCUCAUCCUCCGACGACAUCCACUUUCCACCCAGAACGUCUUCCGAACCUCCCGACCGUCCACCUUGGGAUCGCAAUGUCGCUCAUUAACCACCGAAGAAGGCCCAGGAGCCUCCAAGGUCACGAAGGAAGUACGCCGUAGCCGGAUAUUACGCUUUGGGUUCAGGGUCUUGGCCUUCAGCGGAGGUGUGAUGCUCUUCGGCUUUGGUCUUGUGUUUGCGUUUUUCGUCUAUGAUGCCACCACCUACCGUACGGACCCAGACAACGUCGAUAUCCCUGUCUCGCAGAACGCACUUAACCCAAGACGGGGCGGCCCAAAGAACCUUCCAAUUGCCGAAGUUCUCGUGGACGAUCACGAUUGCGACAUGAAGCUGGAGCAAAAAGAUAAGCCAAAACUCGUUAUCCUUGGUACCGGAUGGGGAAGCGUGGCGUUGAUGAAGAGUUUGAAUCCUGGAGACUACCAUGUCACCGUUGUCUCCCCUGUAAACUACUUCCUCUUUACUCCAAUGCUCCCUUCAGCAACGGUAGGAACCCUCGGACUUAGCUCGUUGGUAGAGCCGAUCAGGCUGGUUGUACAGAGGCUUCGGGGACAUUUCCUUCGAGCCGAGGCGGUGGACGUAGACUUUGACGAGAAACUUGUUGAAAUAUCUCAAGUUGACUGCGAUGGGAACAGAAAGAAUUUCUAUCUGCCGUAUGAUAAACUGGUUAUCGGAGUUGGCUCUACAACCAAUCAGCACGGUGUCAAAGGUCUUGAACACUGCAACUUUUUGAAAUCGAUUGACGAUGCUCGUCAGAUUAAAGCAAAGGUCCUUCGAAACUUGGAAGUAGCCUGCCUUCCUACCACUAGUGACGAGGAACGGAAACGUCUUUUAUCCUUCGUUGUAUGCGGAGGAGGCCCAACUGGUGUCGAAUUCGCUGCCGAACUCUUUGACAUGUUAAAUGAAGAUUUGUUCAGAUCGUUCCCUAGGAUUUUGAGAAACGAGAUUUCUGUCCAUCUUAUCCAGAGCAGAAGCCAUAUUCUCAAUACUUACGAUGAAACUUUGUCCCUUUAUGCCGAGCGACGGUUCGCUCACGAUCAAGUCAACGUGCUUACCAAUUCAAGAGUCAAGGAAGUUCAGUCCGAUAAAAUCCUUUUCACUCAAAUGGAAGAUGGGAAGCCAGUUGUUAAGGAGAUUCCAAUGGGCUUUUGCUUAUGGUCAACUGGAGUUGCCCAAGCAGAACUGUGCCGAAAGCUAUCCAAGAAGCUAGAAGGCCAAAACAAUAAGCACGCUCUAGAGACCGAUACCCAUCUUCGACUACUUGGAGCUCCACGGGGAGAAGUAUAUGCUAUUGGAGAUUGUUCCACUGUACAGAAUAACGUUGCUGACCACAUCCUAUCCUUCUUACGUGAAAUUGCCUGGGAGAAAGGUCGUGACCCCCAGAAAAUUCAUCUCACUUUUGGAGAAUGGCGUGAUGUAGCCCAGCGUGUGAAGAAGCGCUUCCCGCAAGCCUCAAACCAUCUCAGAAGACUUGACAAGCUAUUUGAACAAUACGAUAUUGACCGGAGUGGUACCCUCGACUUCCAUGAAUUGCACGAGCUGCUCGUUCAAAUCGACUCGAAACUUACUUCUCUCCCUGCAACCGCCCAGCGAGCUAAUCAGCAAGGACACUAUCUCGGUCGCAAGUUCAAUAAAAUUGCCCUUGCCGUCCCUGGAAUGCGUUCUAAUGAAGUCAAUUUUGAAAGCCUUGAUGAAAGCGUUUAUCGAGCCUUUGAAUACAAGCAUCUCGGCAGUUUGGCAUACAUUGGUAACGCUGCUGUAUUCGAUAUAAAUGGUCUCAGCUUCGGAGGAGGCUUACUCGCCGUGUAUUUGUGGCGAAGUAUUUAUUUUGCUCAGAGUGUUAGCAUCAGGACCAGAGUCAUGAUGGCCAUGGACUGGGCUAAACGAGCUCUAUUUGGAAGAGAUAUGAUGAAUUUCUAA